AUGAGUGGUCCUUCCCGUCGUGUCCACACAAAUGCCGUUAUCGAGGCAGGAAAGCUUCGGGCCAGAGAUGAGCAAGAAAUGCAAUUCUACUUACAAAGGCUUCAACUAGACCUUGGCAUCUAUAACUCAGAUAUUGAACCAGAACAUGAAACAGAUAUGUUCUGCAGCUGCCCAGUUCAUAGGUAUAAACAGAGGAAAUUUGCUCGCCUUGGCGUGCAGAACCAUUGGUCUAAGGCAGUCAUGUACCCAGGCGAAAAAGCAUACCAUGAUUGCUAUCAAAACGCACCCAUGUUUAGUAGCAAUCCUUACCAGUUCAUAUCCCCUUAUUCAAUUGGAUAUGGUAGCUUUGGCAGCUAUGGCUCUGGGGGCAUGUAUAACAUGAGUGGGUUUUAUGGAGUGGGAAGGCCAGACGCAAGCCUCUACGCCAGAUACCUUCAAAAGACGCUGAGCCUGAAUGCGUCACUGAAUUCAGCCGCGCAAAUAGCCAUCGAUCAACAGGAGCCUAGGAUUAAUAUAUGGCAAUCCAUUGAGCCAGGACCUUCAACAUCAGAGAAAGAUACUGGUAAAGCCUCGCCAGAUCCAUCCAAUAAUGAAAAAGAGGCCAAAUCAUCCAGAUUCUCUAGCCUACGAAGGGCCUUCUCUAUCAAAUCACCCGAAGAGAGAGAAAUUGCACGUACAAGAAAGGCAAUUGCCCGCGGUCAAUCGCUACGAAACGAAAUCCUGUACGAGGAAAAUGGAAGAUGGCCGGACAAUGAUUGGCGACGACUCGUUGCAGAGUACCAGGAGCAUGUCGGUAUGACGCAGAAAAUUGCUGAGCUUCGAGCUAGAUUUCCCAUUCAAUAUCUACAUUUGCUACGAGCAGGAUACUUCGAGCCUAUUCCAGUCGAGUGGGCCAAUCUCGCUUCCAAUCCGCUUAAAUUCAGCAUCGAGUCGGGUUCUGGAUGGAGAGGUAUAACGCCUGCUUGGAGAGGCUAUGAGGAUACGGCCGAGGAGCGCUUAUACUGGGUCUUAAACCACAGGGCAGGGAUCACCGGUCCGAGAAUGAAACCUGAUCCUAUUUCUGCGAUGCAAUUGGCUCGUGCCAGGAUGGCUUCUGCCGUUGAGCCUCCCCCUGCGUACUUCUCUCCGGAUGAUACUUGCCACGUUCAGCAUAAGUCAGAUGGCUACUCGAAGCAGGUGAUGCCUGCUCCAUUCAGGCCUUUUGAUGGGGCAGAAGUGCCCUCGGAUGACACAAUGAUAUUGUUGGACGUUUCUGGGUCCAUGAAUUUCGACCCUAUUCGCCCGGUAUAUCAAGGCCCUCUGAUAACACAGUAUGAGCCAUCGACUCAGCCGAAAAAUAAGGAUCUCGCCAAAGCCAUCAUCCAUCGCUUUACAGAUGCAAUGAUCAACCAUGAUCACAGCACAACUGGCUACCAGCUCGUUACUUUUGAUGAUAAUGCUGAGUAUAUCGGCUUUUUGAACAACCAGAACUUCCGUGAAAUGUGGAAUCAAAUUCGCUUUGGGGGCAGAACCCGAGUCAUGACCGGCUGGCAACUUGUCAAGAAUCUUCAUUUCCAGAAACAUUCUGAGUCGGCAUACUACCAUCCGGUAUACGGAUGGCAAGCCGGGCCAGAAACACCCAAACUUAGAUUGCUUCUAUUGCUUGAUGGUGAAGCUAGCGAUAUGGACGAGUUUGAGCUGGACCUUUUGAGCUUGUCUUGGGUUCAUGUAACAAUAUUCCUGAUUGGUGUGGAUGGAUGUCCACAUCAUCAUCGCCACGCAAACGAAUUGCAGAGAAUCAGCGAUGUCAAUCAUCAUGUCUCUUUUGUUGAUGCUCAAGGCAAUACGCCCGAGCGAUUUGUCACGCACGAGCUACUUAAGAGACAUCUAGGCUACGAUGUGACGAUGACUGAGUUUGAGGAACUGGAGCAUCCUCCCGCGUAUUCAGAAAUGUGA
Penicillium angulare is the source of this 1935-nucleotide messenger RNA. Its product is annotated as vWA domain-containing protein. Lineage: Eukaryota; Fungi; Ascomycota; Eurotiomycetes; Eurotiales; Aspergillaceae. The record is from RefSeq and is a predicted model, not a curated record. The transcript is spliced from 4 exons. Bases 1 to 1935 code for a protein of 644 amino acids.